Molecule: messenger RNA, 1946 nt
Organism: Syzygium oleosum
Lineage: Eukaryota; Viridiplantae; Streptophyta; Magnoliopsida; Myrtales; Myrtaceae
Product: 7-deoxyloganetin glucosyltransferase-like
Exons: 2
Coding region: 148-1611 (487 amino acids)
Molecular function (GO): UDP-glycosyltransferase activity
Source: RefSeq, a predicted model, not a curated record
ACCAGCUGGAAAACCUCUCCUCCUUCCAUUGUGUUCCCAGCUAAUACAAGUCUUUUAUCUCAUAUAGCCUUUGUUCCUUGCUAUAUUUCACACGUAUGCACACACGCUUCCGCAAAUACUGACAGAGAGUGAGAGAGAGAGAGAGACAUGGACACCCAAUCAGCCACAGCUAAGAGAAGCCAUGCCGUUUGUGUCCCAGCUCCAUACCAAAGCCACAUAGGAGCAAUGCUAAAACUGGCAAAGCUUCUGCACACAAAAGGCUUCGACAUAUCCUUUGUGAACACAGAGCAUAACCAUCGACGCUUAUUGAAGUCGAGGGGACCUCGAGCCCUCGAUGGCUUCCGUGGCUUUCAGUUCCUGACCAUCACUGACGGCCUUCCUCCCAAGGAUGCAGACUCGAGCCAAGACGCCUUGGCUCUAUGUGAUGCUCUCAGAAAGAACAUGUCUGCUCCAUUUUCUGAUCUCAUCUCCAAUCUCAACCACACCGCAUCAAACUCAGAUGUUCCUCCAGUCACUUGCAUUUUCUCCGAUGGAUUCAUGUCAUUUGCCACCAAUGAAGCUGCUCAAGAAUUCGGCAUCCCUAUCAUUCACUUGUGGACAAUCCCCGCCUGCGCCUUCAUGGGAUUCCAACAAUACCGGACGUUUAGGGAAAAGGGUCUCACACCAUUAAAAGAUACCAACCACUUAACAAAUGGCUAUUUGGAUACAGUAAUUGAUUGGAUUCCAGGAUUGAAGGACAUUAGAUUGUGGGACUUGCCAACCUUAUUCCCUCGUAGCAGGGAUCCAGAUGAUAUUUUGUUCAAUUUUUGUAUGGAUGCCGCUGAGAGAGCAAAUAAAGCCUCAGCAAUGAUUUUCCAUACCUUUGAUGCCCUUGAAUCAGAAUUGCUUAAUGCUCUAUCAUCGAUGUUUCCUCGCAUCUAUGCAAUUGGCCCACUCUCGUUACUUCUAAGCAAACUAACGAAGGAAGAGAGCCCCCUGAAAUCCAUUGACUGCAAUCUGUGGAGAGAAGACACAGAGUGUCUCCGAUGGCUCGCCUCGAAGGAACCGAAAUCAGUUCUAUACGUUAAUUUCGGCAGCAUGGCUGUCUUGACAAGAGAAGAGCUUAUCGAGUUUGCAAUGGGACUGGCCGACAGCAAACAUCCAUUCUUGUGGAUAAUUAGGCCCAACCUUGUCAGUGGGAAUUCAGCAGUUCUUCCUCGGGAAUUCAUGGAAGAAAUAGAAGGAAGGAGCAUGCUUGCAAGUUGGUGUCCACAGGAGGCAGUUCUCAACCACUUGUCAAUCGGAGGGUUCUUAACGCAUUGUGGAUGGAACUCUAUAAUCGAGAGUGUGUCCGCAGGAGUCCCAAUGAUUUGUUGGCCAUCUGUUGCUGACCAAAGGACAAACUGCACUUACGCUUGUAGUAAAUGGGAGAUCGGUUUGGAGUUAUCGGGUGUGGUCAAGAGAGAAGAAGUGGAAAGGCUAGUGAGGGAAUUGAUGGCAGGAGACAAGGGAAAACAAAUGAAGGAAAGAAUCACAGAGUGGAAGAAACAAGCACAGGAGGCAACAGAUCCAAAUGGGUCAUCGUCCAUAAACUUUGACAAGCUAUUGAAUGAACUUCUUGUUAGUAAUUAAACCAAAUUCAUUGGAACUUGCCGAGCAAGAGGUUACCGAUUCACUAAACAAGCUGUUGAUUUCAAAGUUGUCGAUCGGUUACCUAAUUAUCGACGUCUGUUCGACCCUCAAGAGAGUGUUUAUUGUAGUAUUAUUUUCAAGAGUCUGUUUGUAUUUUUAUAUCUAGUUAAUGUUUUGUAAAUUUCUAGGAAUUAUUUUCUUGGAAUAUUAAAUAUAUUUAUGAGUCACUCAAGAAUCGUGUAACAAGCCUAUAUAAAGGCAAGUAUUGUAAUUGUUUCUAAUAAGGUGAGAAGGUGAAAUAAAGAAGAAAUGAAAAAAGCCUAUUCAUCUUCAAA